CUCGCGGGCUCUGGGCUUAGCUGUCAGUGUCUCUCCCCACCGCGGCCCCUGGGCCCCCGGCCCUCCUAUCCGCCUGCGGGAAGACUCUGAGGACAGUACUUAGUAAGCACUUAGCUUCGGAAGGAGAGGUGCUGACCUGAGUCUGGUCCAUCCCUUUACUACCAAAACUGUUUACCCACAGUAGCCAAAUGGAGAUGGCACCAAUCAAUCCAGUGGGAGAGAAAGACACCUCUCUACCGCAACAACAAUGGGAUUGGAACCCCCAGAAGAACCUUGAUUCAGCUCCUCGGCUUAGGCAGCAUCCCCAGGAGCCUCCUACUGAAGUCCUUGAGCUGAGAGUGAGCCCAGAUCCAGCCAGCCAAAGUCUAGAGAAUCUUCAAGGGACUGAAAAACUGUCUGCUGGACUUGAGGAAGACUCUGAUAAGUCCCAUAGAUCAGCCAGUGAAAUGCCAGAGCCCCUCCAAGCAUCUGAUCUCUGGUACUGUCCGGAUGGGAGCUUUGUCAAGAAGAUCAUAAUCCGUGGCUAUGGCUUGGACAAACCCAAGCUGGGUUCCCACUGCCGAGUACUGGCUUUUGGGUCAGGGCUGCCAGAGGGGUGGACGGAGCUAACUAUGGGGUUAGGCCCAUGGAGGGAGGAAACUUGGGGGGAGCUCAUAGAGAAAUGUUUGGAGUCCAUGUGUCAAGGUGAGGAGGCAGAGCUUCAGAUCCCCGGGCACUCUGGCCCUCCUGUCAGGCUCACACUGGCCUCCUUCACUCAGGGCCAAGACUCCUGGGAGCUGGAGGCCAGUGAGAAGGAGGCCCUGGCCAGGCAAGAACGUACAAGGGGCACAGAAUUAUUUCGAGCUGGGAACCCCGAAGGGGCUGCUCGAUGCUAUGGACGGGCUCUUCGGCUGCUGCUGACUUUACCCCCACCUGGCUCUCCAGAACGAACUAUCCUUCAUGCCAACCUGGCCGCAUGUCAGUUGCUGCUAGGGCAGCCCCAUUUGGCAGCCCAGAAUUGUGACCGGGUGUUGGAGCAGGAGCCUGGGCAUUUAAAGGCCUUGUACCGAAGGGGGGUUGCCCAGGCUGCCCUUGGGAACCUGGAAAAAGCAACUGCUGACCUCAAGAAGGUUCUGGCGGUAGACCCAAAAAACCGGGCAGCCCAGGAGGAGCUGGGAAAGGUGAUCUUUCAGGGUAAGAAACAGGAUGCAGGGCUGGCCCAGGGUCUGCGCAAGAUGUUUGGCUGAUUAAAAGUUAAACCUUAAAAGAGA
This is a messenger RNA of Pteropus alecto (black flying fox), 1250 nucleotides long. It is a transcript of the gene FKBPL, whose product is annotated as FK506 binding protein like. The transcript is spliced from 2 exons. Lineage: Eukaryota; Metazoa; Chordata; Mammalia; Chiroptera; Pteropodidae. The coding region runs from base 189 to 1226 and encodes 345 amino acids. Gene Ontology annotation, molecular function: protein binding. The record is from RefSeq and is a predicted model, not a curated record.